Molecule: messenger RNA, 777 nt
Organism: Gracilinanus agilis (Agile Gracile Mouse Opossum)
Lineage: Eukaryota; Metazoa; Chordata; Mammalia; Didelphimorphia; Didelphidae
Gene: SYNDIG1
Product: synapse differentiation inducing 1
Exons: 3
Coding region: 1-777 (258 amino acids)
Biological process (GO): positive regulation of synapse assembly; synaptic vesicle clustering
Cellular component (GO): intracellular membrane-bounded organelle; postsynaptic density membrane; excitatory synapse
Source: RefSeq, a predicted model, not a curated record
AUGGAUGGCCUAAUUGAACAGAAUAGUGUACUAAUGCACAGUAAAAUUAGUGAAGCUGGAAAAAGGAACGGCUUAAUUAACACCAGAAACUUAAUGGCAGAGAACAGAGAUGGCCUGGUCUCUGUUUAUCCAACACCCCAGUAUCAGACUCACAUAGUGGGGAAUAUCUCAUCUCAGAGCUGCCUAGAAAACAGCAGAAAUGAUCCAGUGCAGCAGUUACUGGACCCCAAUACACUUCAACAGACUGUGGAGUCUCACUAUCGUCCCAAUAUUAUUCUGUAUUCGGAGAAUGUGCUACGCUCCUGGGGGGAGAGUGGGAGCUCAGACUGCUGUGAGACCACCUUUAUCGAGGACCGCUCACCUACCAAAGAUAGUCUGGAGUAUCCUGAUGGGAAAUUCAUCGAUCUUUCUUCAGAUGACAUCAAAAUUCAUACUCUCUCCUACGAUGUGGAAGAAGAAGAGGAGUUCCAGGAGCUAGAGAGUGACUAUUCAAGCGACACAGAGAGUGAGGACAACUUUCUGAUGAUGCCGCCACGAGAUCAUCUGGGCCUCAGUGUGUUCUCCAUGCUCUGCUGCUUCUGGCCUUUGGGCAUUGCUGCCUUUUAUCUGUCCCAUGAGACUAACAAAGCUGUGGCCAAGGGAGACUUCCACCAAGCCAGCACCAGUUCCAGAAGGGCACUGUUCCUGGCCGUCCUCUCCAUUACCAUUGGAACUGGCCUCUAUGUGGGGGUGGCUGUGGCCCUGAUUGCCUAUCUCUCCAAGAACAAUCACUUAUGA